This is a messenger RNA of Mycena citricolor, 6027 nucleotides long. The record is from the annotation of a GenBank genome assembly. Lineage: Eukaryota; Fungi; Basidiomycota; Agaricomycetes; Agaricales; Mycenaceae.
AUGGUCUCAGAAACACCUCCCCAAACCCCCGAGGCUGAAGCCUUUAUUCAGCGCGUACUCUCCCUCCCCCCCGGCAGCGCUCGCCUCGACGAGGCACUCCGGCCCUCCAUCGAUGACGAGAGCGCACUGCGGCGUCUGUUCGCCACGGACAAGGCCCACGCACGUUUGUACGAUCCUUACGUCGGGCUCGUGGACGUUUUCGCCGCGCCAGCCGCGCUGCGCACGACGCGCGCGCGCAUCGUCUCGUCGCCUUCCGAUCUAAGCGCGCGCUACGCGAUGCCGUUGGCGGACGCCCAGCGCCGUGCGGACGCUUGUGGACUGGAACAACGUCGUCGCGGCGGGCGGGUCGGUGCUCGCGUGUCUGGCGCCCCUGCCAGAGAGCGCGGGGUGUCGAAGCGCGCCAUGCGCAAGUACUUCCACUCUGCUGCGUACCCGACGUCAGAUGUGGAUCUUUUCUUGUGGGGGUUGACCACUGAGCAGGCUGAGAAGAAGAUCGUGCAAAUAUACGAAGCCGUACGCGAUUCAGUUCCGUGGGAUGUCACCUGUGUCCGUACGAAACACACCAUCUCGAUCCACUCUCAGUACCCGUACCGUUCCGUGCAGAUUGUGCUGCGACUGUAUUCCAGCCCAGCCGAGAUCCUCGCAGGCUUCGACAUCGACGCGCCGUGUUGUCUGUAUGAUGGGACCCGCGUCCUUGCAAACCCCCGUGCCAUCGUGGCCUCCAUGCGGCAAUGCAACACCGUCGAUAUGACCCGGCGCUCGCCGUCAUACGAAGUGCGGCUGGCGAAGUACGCUGCGCGCGGGUUCGAGGUGUCCAUUCCGAGCUUGUCGCGCGAGGACAUCGACCCGACGAUCUUCGAACGCUCGAUUGUGCGUGUGACGGGGCUCGCGCGGCUGCUGGUGCUCGAGAAAUUGACGAGCGUCGAGUCGCGCGAUGCGUUCCUGCAGGCGAGGAGGACGUUGCGGGGCCGGCCGAAUGCGAACUCCGCGUACAGUCGCCGCAUGAAGCGCAAAUUCAAGGGUGAUCUGAAGCAGGACUCGUCGCUCGUAGGGAUGGAGAUGAACGACUACGAUGUGGCGUCGCUGCACAUCCCGUACGGACCGGGUUGGGAUGCGAGGAGGAUCGACAAGUUGGAUCUAGGCAUGAAUUCUACGUUCAAUCCCAAGAACAAGGGUCGCAGACUGCACCGUCAUCCAGCCUACUUUGGGACCAUCGAAGAAUGCAUGGAGGAUUGCUGCGAGCACUGUCCUGAGCCCAUCGAUGCGGACGAGCGCGCGUUGCAAGCCGAGGAGGAUGCCAACUACAUCCGAGGCCGCAUUGCGUUUAUCAAAGAAGACCCUGGCCGGCAGACGCUCUCUGGGAGCUUCAACCCAAUCGAUGUCGGCGAGUGGAGUGCCCAAGUCUACAUCGGUCCGACCGAGCGCUUCUUCGGAGCCAUCGCUCGUGGGGAUCAGGUUCUGGUCCAGAAGAUGCUUGCGGACGAAGCGUACGAUGUCCAGCGCCGAGACCAUGUUGGACGUUCUCCGUUGCAAUUUGCUAUCAUGUGCAAGCAAACGCGAGUUGCGUGUGAUCUUAUCGAUGCCGGAGCGAGGAUGACCGCCCGGCUGGUUGAUGGGCGCACAUCGUUGCAUCUUGCGGCGCAGUUCGGAUUGGUGGAGGUGUUGAGGAAGCUGCUCGAGCGCAGCCAUGAAAACGCGAAGCAGGUCCCGAGCAAAGCCGGCGAGGACAAAGACGCAACUGAAGCUGCCUCUGGGGCGGAGAAGCAGAGGAUGUCAUCUGAGGAUGACUGGAGCUCGGAAGAAGACGAUGUAAGCAUGGAAGAUGAAGACGAUGUGGACAUGGAAGAUGAAGAUGAACCAGUCUCGGGGGAAGAGGAUGAAGCGGCUUCUGCCAAAGAGAAACUCGCCACCGAAACUGGCACAGCUGAUCUUCCCGACGACGUGACGGACGAGCCCGAUGUGUUCGAAAUCGAUGUCCCCGAUUGGGACCUCGGCUAUACUCCGCUGGGUCACGGCAUCGUCGCAGGAUCGCUCGAGGCUGUCGAUGAGCUCCUCAAAGCGGGCGCGGACAUCAAUUUCGUGUCGCAGGCCAAGAACCGACACGGAGGCCAGUCGCUGGCCGAUCUGCCGCUGAGUCUCACGAUCAUUCCGCUUGAGUCUGCGCAGGUGUGCGCUAUCGCCGAAGCGCUGAUCAAGGCCGGCGCGUCUUGUUCUGCGGCUGAUCCCGACGGCUGGACGAUCUUCCACCGAGCGGUUGCUGCGAACCGGCCGAAUCUCGUUGCCACCUUCCUGCGGUGCGAUCCCAAUGCGAAGAGCGCAGCACUGGAUUAUCCGACUGUCGGAUAUUCCGGGGCGACUGUGCCGCUCGUGACUGCCGUCUCCAAGGGCUAUUAUGCCGUCGUGACCGUUCUGGUUGCAUAUGCAGCCAAGAUGGUUCCCGAGGAGGAGGUCUUGCACAGGGCGUUUUCUGUCAGCCGAUACUCGUACGUCUCGGAUAAAUCAGCCAACAAUCCGCUCGAAGUCGCUCUGGCCCGGCACGAUGAUGUGUUCCGGCUUCUCGUUGAGCUCGGUGCCGACUACAAUGUCGCGGUCGCAUACGGGAAAGACCGGCCCGACGACCGGCGGACCGUGGUGGAGUGGUUGCAAUAUGCCGCGACACAGGCUGACGUGAAUAUCGCUGACAUGGAACGUCAGCUUUCGAGCGACGCCGAUCUUGCCGAAGAAGACGCAGCCAGACAAGGAUGGGCUGAGUUCCUGGUGAAGGACAGCUAUAACCAAAAGGUCAAGGCUGCGAAACUGGCGGCUGGCAGGACCGAUGUUCCGUGGCAGGAGAGAACGCGACUGGAAUGGGUUGACGCUAAAGGGUACUACCAGGACAUGGCGUCGUUCCUAAUCGAGCGAAACGCCAAGACCUGGGCCGAGGUGUAUCCCGAUCUGGUCAGCACUGCGGGGGAGGCUCUGGGCUCUGGCGCGACGUCGGCCCAGGAGAGGAGACAACGGAAGUUGCUGAAGCAUGGCAUGACGGUCGACGAGAAGCAGUCGCGUUAUCUCUUGAUGACCGAUCUGUGGGGUACCUCGCCGGUGCCUGCAUUCCAGGAAACGCUGUACGACGAGCUCUUUGAGGCUGCUUUCGGGGGCGACAACCGCAAGAUCGAGGCGCUGUGCUCCAAGCCUGAUCCCGCCGUGGGAAAGUCGCUCCUCCAGGUGGCGGUGUUUGUGGCUGACGGCAGCAAUCGGUACAUUCGCACGGGGUUGACACCGGUGUACGCUGCAAUCGCGGGACGCAAAUGGGAGACAGCGAGGCUGCUGAUGGCGAUCGCUGCAGCGCAGUACAAGCCAAACGAAGCUAAAGCAAGGUUCAGCACAUCGGGCAUGGACAUCGAUGACUCGGAUGAUUCGGACAACGAGUCGGAUGCAUCGGACGAUACUAUCGAGCAGGACACAAUCAACUUUAUCGACAUUGCCAACCGGGCCUCCCCGAUCCGCUGCAAAGUCCAUCCUACGGAACUGAUUAACUCGGGCAACCGUGAUCCUUUUUCAGAGGCCAUCGACGAAAACGACCUGACUCCGGAGCUGCCGAUACAUCUGAUGGCGCUUGUCAUCGGGCAGGACCGCGUUGAGAUGCUCGACGAGCUGAUGCGGAGGACCGGAAGGGGCAUCGAGCAUGCUUUGAUGGCUCAUCGGGAUAAGCUGGCAGAGGCUGAGGAGGAAGACGUCCCUGCUGUGAACGACAAGAACCGGAUCUAUCUGGGUCUCAAUGUGCAUGGCAAGAAGCGCGCUGACCUGGCGAAACGCAACGACCCGGAUGCAGACGGGAGCGGCAGCGACAGUCGCGCUGGUGUACCUUUGCUGUGGCUGGCCAUCCAGUCGGGCAAGACGAGGACCGUCGAAUAUCUUUUCAGCCAGCCUCAAGCGCAUUGGGGCGGCGAAGCUCGAGGAGAUGCUGCCGGUCUGGCUGGGUGGACCAUCACGAGCAUGGGCGAGAGCCCGAUCGUGCCGGCGCUGCUGAAUAGCGAGUUGGACAUCCUCAAGUCGUUGUUCAAGAUGAGCCCGGUUCUGAUGAAAGAGAGUUUGCGCCAGCGACUCCGGUUCUUUGGCAUGGAUUUGCUGUCUCUCGCUGUGCAGUUGGACUGCAAGCCCGAGAUGAUUGAUUUCCUGCUGGCCAAAGGUGUGACGGCCGUUGAGAAAGAUAGUGUCCGGCGCUGGAAUAUCUUCCACCACGUUGUGAACAAGGACAACGACAAGCUGCUCGUGCAUCUACUUGAGAAACUGCCGCGGGACAUGGUGACGACCUUGUUGGCUCAGCCGUCGCAUGGUCGGCUCAAUACACCCCUCCACAUUGCAGCCAAGACCGCAUCCUCCAAAUGCGUCAAAGCGCUGCUCGAGUUUUCCUCGGCUCCAGAACUGAGUCGUGCGGAAAAGACGAGGCUGCUGUUAGAUGCCGCGCCGCAGAGUGUGCUGAUCGAAAACGGCGUGGGCGAGACUGCGCUGGAGGUUGCGUCGCUGAAGCAGCUGCAAAGUCUGAUCCAGCACGUCGAGAGCUGCGUCCACGGCAGCAGGGCGAGUGGCGUACAGCAGGCGACCAACAGCCCGGUCAGAUUCGAUGUGAUUCCUUUGAAAACAGAGCUGGCUCGGCUGCAGGGCGUCGCUGAUAAUCUGCUCGGACAAGGCGUGCUGGACCGGGCCAUCGGGGACAAGAUUCUCGGCUUUAAGAAAUACACCGGAGACGCCUUGAUCGCUUUGAAGGACUCGGAUGUUGCCGAAGAAGAAACUGCAGAUCCUGCGACGACACUAGUUCAUGUGCAGGAUGCUCAGGCCAAGGUGUCCGGGCCGAGGGAGUUGGUUCACACGGUCGACGUGCAGGCAUCGGUGCAGUUCAGUCUUGCUGUCAAACCAAGCGGUGACAGCGACGACGAGGAUGAUAACAAUGGAUAUCGGUACCGCCGCAGAGUUGCGAAAGGGAAGGUUGAUGGCGGACUGGAGGCGGAGGCGGACGACUGGGAGGAACGCGCGAAGCGGAGGGAGAUGUACAUUUACUCGCGACUGCAACCCCUCCUGCCCUCAACCACCACCAUGUCUGUACUCGCACUCGCUCUUUCACUCGCGGCUGCGGUGUCCAGCACCCCGCUGUCGACGUCUCCCUACUACAGCGCGCCACAGCGCACCCCGCUGUCGCUUGCGCCGCUAUCAGAGAGCCACGUCUACGGGACACUGAACAACUCUUACAUUGUGGUGCUCAAGCCCGGCACGCCGUCAGCCAUUAUGCAGAACCACUUCACGUUCCUGCAGAGUGCGCACGAGGCCGCCCCGCUCACCGACGACACCUUUGCGAUUAGCCAUGUCUAUGACCACAUUAACGGCUAUGCCGGGCGCUUCUCCGCGCCGGUCGUCGAGCAUCUGCGCUCCCUGCCCGAGGUCGACUUCAUUGAGCGCGACCAGAUUGUGCGCACGCAGGAGGUCGUUACGCAGCGAUCCGCGCCCUGGGGUCUCGCCCGUAUCAGCCACCGUAAGAAACUCGGCCUUGGCACAUUUACGCGGUACGCGUACGAGGAGUCGGGCGGAGAGGGUGUUGACGUCUACGUCAUCGAUACCGGAACCAUCGCUUCGACCAAGUAUGGCGUAGCGAAGAAGGCGAACGUGAUCGCUGUCAAGGUCCUCGGCUCAAACGGAUCCGGCUCAAUGUCCGAUGUUGUGGGUGGUGUUGCGUUUGCGACCGAAGCUGCUACCGCCAAGGCCGAACAGGCCAAGGCUGAGCUCAAGGCAACCGGCAAGACCUCGCACAAGGGCUCGGUCGCGAACAUGAGUCUCGGUGGUGGCAAGUCGACCGCUCUUGACCGAGCUGUGGAUGCCGCCGUUGACAAGGGUCUGCACUUUGCCGUUGCUGCCGGUAACGACAACCGUGACGCUUGCAACUACUCUCCUGCUGCGGCUGUGAAGGCGAUCACUGUCGGUGCCUCGACCUCGGCGACGAGCGUGCUUACUUCUCCAACCACGGUGAAUGUGUUGACGUGUUCGCUCCGGGCUUGA